AUGGAAUGGCAAAAACUCAUCUUCUGGAUGAUUCUGAUAUUGGUGCCUCUUGCAAGCCAAGGACAAAAUCAAGAAAGGCAGCAAAGCAACUUAGAAAAGAUUUUGUCCAAAUGGAAAUCUAAAAUUAAGAAUCAUCUUCCCAUAAUGUCGAACAUAAAAACAAAACUUCAAUCUGAUGACAUAAAAUUGCUCCUGGAUAGAAUGGCAUUUAAUUUUGGAUCAUUAUGGACUACAUCAGAAAGUGAUCCAUCACUCCUUGGGACUCGGAAAAGCAAAGCAAAGAAAAAUCGUCUGUCGGAAUUUCUCUAUAAUAUUUCAUCAUAUUUACAGAAAGAAGAAUCAAAUGAGCAGGAGGGUGAAGCCUGGAACUCAUUGCUUCAACAGUUUCUCCAGAUACCAGUGGAGAGAUCUCCAACUUUACCACUCCUAAAGCUACAUGACUUUCUUGUCUCUCUAAGAGGAAGUCAAAACUGGAGUGUUCUUCUCAACUUCUUACAGAGAGUUUUCAAAUCAAUUAACAACAGUCAAAAUGCUCGUAAUCUUCUAGGACAUAACUGGGAGAUCCUCGGUGGUUUGAUGGACACUCUAUUUCAAGCACUUCUUAGUGGAACCUUCACACGGACUGCAACUCUACAAGGGGUCCUAUGUUUUUUUAUGGGUCACAGUAAUUGUGGUCUUCAUCCUGUUCAGAUUCUAAAGCUCCUGUUACCCCUUGAAGGCAAAAACUGGACACCUGUGGUCAAUGUGCAGUCAGGGGUUUCAGUCGCAUCACAUGGAAAAUAUAGGCCUUUCAAUAUGCUUUCAGAAAGCUUGAAGGAAAAACAUACCAACUCCAGUAGAUUUAAUCCUUUAUUUGAACAGGAGGAAGUACAAAAUGUUUUUGACAUUUUUUACCGCUCCAAGGAGAAGGAGAGUGGAACCAAGGCUGUUGAUGUGGAAGGGAGUCCAGAGGAUGUUGUCUGGGAAGUACUAGAAGAUCUUCACUACAAUCUUAUGAAAAGAAUGGAAAGAUCUGUAUAUGACAACUUGAACAGAAAAGUCUCUCGCAUGAAAGGGACCCUGAUGAACAGAGUGUCAUCAGUGAUUGGAAUACCACACGCUGAUCAGAAUGGAAAGUGUUCAGUAGGUAAUCUGCAGCAACUGCUCUUGUGGGGAAUACAACAUAAUAUAUCAUGGAAUGUCCAGUCCCUUGGUUUUACAUCAACAAGUUUUCCAUCAGCCCCCCCAAUCCUGACAUGUGUUAAACCUGCUUGGAAAACAGAGGUCAAGACACAUAACAUCUCCAGGAGGUCACAAUCUGAUGUGCUGGAGGAAUCUCAACCCUAUACAGAAGUCCUGGAAGCAGUAUGCAAUGAUUCUAUUCCAGGACUGCCUGGAGUCUCCAACUUUACAGUGUUUUUAUACUGCAAUGUUUACAAUGCUACUGGCUACUCAGUAGAUACAGCUUAUGACCUUCAGGCUGCUUGCUCUGAUGCUGCAUGGUACCUUUCUUCCAUGGAAGAAGACUCGUUUUGGGUGUGGGUAUGCAGGGAAUAUUUCCCACUUGAAUUUAAUACUACUGUCUGCAAAAACUCAUCAUUUCCAAGGAGCAGCCAAGAUCUAUCAAUGAUGAGUGACCUGUGCACUAAUGUCUUCAACAGCUCUGAGGCCAUCAGAGAACUACGGAACAAUAUUAGAUGCCCAGAUGUAUGGCAGGGCAUGUCCAUGAACCCCAAAUCCUUAAAGACAUGCCUAUUUGAAAACAAAACAUUCUUGAUGGAGAAACUUUGUAGUAAUAACUCAUUAUCCAGCAUGCCAGAGGACACUAGGACUUGGGUAACCAGACUAUGCCAAAGACAGAUCGUAAAAACAAUUAUGCUGAAUGCAAAUCAUAGCUCUUGUAGCUACAAGUCCUGGGACAGUAAUGAUUUUCAAAAUGGUACAUUGGUGGAAGACUGCAAAGGGAUCAACAUGCAGGAUUUUAAGGAUUUAGUAUGCAGAAAUGCAUCUUUAUAUUUUUUGCUUAAAGCCGUCCACCCGUGGGUUGUGGAUUAUUGCUGGAAAAAUGUAUCCUUAAAUGGAAAAUGCUUUCUCCAAAGACUGGCAGAUGCAUUACCUAUUUCACCAAGCUUUGAUUCCUCCCAACUAUGUAGAAAUCCAGUAUCGUACAUCAUAGGUCUUGUCUCUCAAUUAUCACAGUGUGACAGUGAGUCCUAUGGCUGGGCGCUCAAUGUCCAGUAUCUACUGAAGAUGCUCGAUUUUCUCUUCACGUUCUCAGACCCGGAGCAAAUAGGUAAGGAAACAAGGGAUAGACUGGGAGAAGCCAUCCUCCUCUCUAGCCUGCUGGAUAAUAGCUCUUUCUGGGCUUCUUUCAAGAUGAAUUCCUCGCUGAGCAUCCUACGGACUGUGGAGCUGUAUCUAGAGAAGGAGAGCAGUGAUUCUAAUAAGGAGGAUCUUCUGAGCUGCUUUAGCCCCGUGCUCUGGGAACUCAUUCAGAAGGAGGAAAAUGCUACAGUUUUUGAAAUUCUUCUUCAGGAAUAUUUGCACAUGCCUAAAGGAGGAUUCCAGAAGGUCCUCAUGUCAGCAGAAAACGAUGCAGUGGAAAGGUUCCUCUCUCUGAUGCAUAGGUCAUGGCCCAGAAUUCAGGUGUCACAACCAGAUGAAAAAGGAUUAGAAACUCUGACAUCAAUGGUUAUCCAAAAGUUUCCCCGCUUAACACCCCAAAUAUUUGUGGAUCUUUCUCAGUUUAUACCAUUUAUGUCUAUAUCUGACAUUGUCAGCUUUCCACUCAACCUACUGGCCAAUCAGAGUGUAUUAGAAGCAAUCAGGAUCCAUAGUCCAGAUAUGAAAAUUGCUCAGAAGCGUGCAUUUGUGAAACGUCUCCUUCAGACUAAAACAAUUGGUGAUAUCCCAUCGUGGCCCCCACACUUUCUCACAUCCAUUCAACCACUUCUACCCUUCAUGCCGUUCUGUCAUUUCAUCCAACUGAGCGCUGAUCAGAUUAAAUUGCUGGCAGAUGGCUGGAAAGAUGUGAACCUGGGUAUGAUGCAUGGACGUUUUGUGGCACAGAGCCUGAUGAACCAGAGCCAAGACGUAGACAAAAUAAAGAGACUUGAUGGCUUCAUUUGCUAUUUGACAUAUGAGGACCUGCAAAACCUUCAGCCUUUCCACUACCCAUUAGGAGUGUUGGAGAAGAAGCUACUUGAAUGCAUUUCACAGAAGACUUUGUCCCAUCGUGGGCGACUGGCUUAUUCAUUAGUGGAUGUGCUGAGAAAAGUCAGUGUACAUUCAUUGGACCUUAAUGAGCUCGUCACUUGGAGAAGUCUGCUUUCCGAACUAGGAGUGUCAUUUUUCCGGACACUUCCGCACAGUCAUGUGAUUAAUCUUCUGACAGCAAUACAAGCCUCUGACCUUUCACUUGCUCAGGGGUUUUUACUUUUCAGUCAUGUCACCCCCACAUCUAAUGUUGCAGAACAAGUGAUUUGUAGACUGCACUCCCUGAUUCCCGUCCUUAGUCCAGAAUAUCUGCGUACUCUGCCUAGCCAACUCUUAACAAGAGCUUGUCAGUGCUUAGGUUCUUCUCUGCCGUUACUGAUUGCUGCACAGAAGGCAGCCAUUAUGCAGUCAUUGCGGAAAUAUAUCCAUGAUGUAGAGCUCUGGCCCGAACAGUUUUCUUGUUUCCUGCCCUUCGCGCCACUGAAGCUCCUGCAUUUGGACACACAGAUACUGUUCAGAAACAUGAGCCUGUACGGGGAGCUGGACUGGAUGCCACAGCAGACCCAGUUCCUCUGGAGGAAGAUUCAGGCUGGUGCAAACCUGACCAAGAAUACCAUUCUGACGCUUGGGACUUUGGCUAAUGGGAUUGAAUGUGACAACCUGCAGCAACUCAACUCUCUUUCAGAUAUCAGAGACGUGGUUAAGUAUCUUCAAGGGAUACCUAGCGGUCUGCGCAAAAGUCUUAGAAAGUGUAUCUUAGAGGAAAUCGAGAAGCGGCCUGAGAUAACCUGGGAAGACACAGGCUGGAUGGGCCCUGAGUUUGUCACAGAUCUCCCGCUGAAGCUGAUUGACAGACUUUCCAAUGACUCACUGACGUUGUUCCUGGAAUAUGCCCAUAAAUAUCCAAAAGCAUUCAUGGAACUCCCACUGUACAAAAAAUAUGUAUUGGCUCAAAGAGCACUAUAUGCCUUGGUAAGGAGAACCAAUAUCAUUGACAGUUUUUACUUAUCAUGUAUGCAAAUUCCAGGGAAUAGAAUUAUAACUGCUGAAGAAAUGGAUCUGUUGGGUCCUCUAUUUGGGUUCAUUGGAGAAGAAAACUUUUCUGGCAUACAUAGGAAACACUUGCUCCUCCACCUUGAUGAGCUGAAGAUGUACUGUGUGUCCGAGGAAUUCAGUAGACAUCUGGGGCAGAGCCUAGUGGAAGAUGACAUGCUGGGACAUCCUACUAAGUGGACACACAAACACAUAGAACAAAUUGGGAGACUGAUCUUUCAUCUUACCCCAGAAAAUCUCAAUUCCAUACCCAAGGAUGUGCUGGGACGAGAUAUUCUGGAAUGGCUUCUGGAGAGUCAGAGAGUAUGGGAAGACGGUGAGAUCGGAAUUAUUUGCACAAGACAAAACUCUCACAUUCAGGCCCGAGCAAGGAGGAUCAAAAAUCUCUUGGCAUCAGCCUUGACUAAGAAAGGUUUUCGCACCAACAGAGAGCCAAUUCCUAGUUGUUCGGACAUGAGAGUAACAUUUCCCUCAGCAUGGAAUGCAGUUCAGAUUAGUGGCAUGUCGUUGUCCGAUUUUGAAGGCUGUCUAAAUAUAAUUACUGAAGAUGCUGAUCUUUCAGUGGACCAGGCAAAGGCUGCUUUGGGAAAAGUGAAGCAGUUGUUUGGACCAGUGAAGAGUAUGAGUCUGGUGCACAUUCUACAGAUGGGUCAGCUCAUCACUCACAUGGCUGAAAAAGAUUUAAAUGAGAUCGAUACAUCGGAUUGGAUGGUUGUGUCUUUUCUGGGCAGAAUGAACAGCUGGAGCCCUAAACAGAUGAAGACUUUAGUGUUCAACAUCCUCAGAGAGCACAAGAAAGGGGCAUCGGACCUAGAUCUGAUGGAACUAACAGCUCUUGGACAUCUGCUGUGUGGUCUCGGAGUGCAGGAACUCAAACAAAUGAAUAUUCAGGAGUUCAGCCAGGCAGCUGUAUUCAUGGGAACCCUGAAACUAAAGUGCUUUGAAGCUCAGCUAGAAACCUUAGCAGAUCUAAUAACAUCCAGCUCAGCAUUUGGUGUGGUGAGCCGAUGGGGCCCUGAGAUCUUCACAGAGAUUGGAACACUUGCAGCUGGUCUUCCAGACAUCGUGCUGUCUUCUUUAGUUAGAGAUCAGAUUCAAGGAUUAACGCCUGAUGCAAUAGCCCUCAUUCCGGCACCAAAAUUUGCUGUUGUGUUCAGCCCAGCUCAGCUCUCCUCCUUCACCAGUGAUCAGGCCAUAGCAGUCACUCCUGAGCAGUAUGAACAUCUCAGCAGCCAGCAACGUCAGGCCAUCUCUAGUGCUCAGUAUGAAGGGGACGUUUACGAGGAUCCUCGCGGAGAGAAAAACUUUGGAUCACCUGUUGUUUGGAAUCCUGCUAUUCAUGUCAUGGUGCUGCUCUCUUUCCUUCUCUGAGCUUCCGGUAUCCCAGCCCAGUUGGUUGGCUGAUUAGAAAAUGUUUUUGUAAAACAUUGCUUAUAAAUCCCACUUGGAUUUUUAAUAAAAUCAU
Rana temporaria (common frog) is the source of this 5713-nucleotide messenger RNA. It is a transcript of the gene STRC, whose product is annotated as stereocilin. The record is from RefSeq and is a predicted model, not a curated record. Lineage: Eukaryota; Metazoa; Chordata; Amphibia; Anura; Ranidae. The transcript is spliced from 28 exons. Gene Ontology annotation, biological process: cell-matrix adhesion. Gene Ontology annotation, cellular component: cell surface; kinocilium; stereocilium tip. The coding region runs from base 1 to 5619 and encodes 1872 amino acids.